AUGACUUUCGUAGUGGAUGAAGUAAUAGGAUUUAACAAAAUUAAUGAAAUAAAGCAUAAUGGAAAAAGAAUCUUCUGCUAUUGCUACAGCAGGAUAAGGGGAUACAUCGAUCCAGGCAGUCCACUCCGCCCAUUUGUGGUGAAUGUAGAUUCAAUUAGGGUUUUGACAGUUCCUGGCCGGUUCGAACAGCCUCAGAGGAACAUUACUUCUUUUCUUUUAGUUGCAAAAGCGGUGAUCGAAGGUGCUCCGGACAUCUACGUAAAAAGUGGUAGCUCCAUAAACUUGACGUGCGUCAUCACGCAGAGUCCCGUUCCUCCAGUCUUCGUCUUCUGGUAUCACGAUGAGCGAAUGAUCAAUUAUGAUUCAUCAAGAGGCCAGAUCGCCGUUCAGAAAGCUGGCGGAGACACAGCUUUAUCUAAACUUUUCAUCAAGGAUGUGCAGCCAUCAGAUUCGGGAAACUACACCUGCUGCCCCUCCAACGCCGAAGCUACCAGUAUCACUGUACAUGUGCUCAAUGGAGAAAAGCCAGCAGCCAUGCAGCAUGAUGCUAAUCCUGGACAUUCACUGUCGUGUCCAUUCCAACCCCACCGAAUGAUCCACUGGUUCGUCACUCUGCUGUGGUUUAUCGUGAGGUGACCAAAUCAUAUCAUUCAUCAACAAUAAAAUUUAACCACUGAUGAAUUUUGUGCUAUUCCCAAACAGACAUUUUGCUGCCGUAGGGCUAAAAUAUACCAAAGACGUUUUACACAUCGUCUGUAAUAUUGUAAGUGGCUCUGCUCUUUGCUGGAUUUCAUUUAGAAAAGAGCAUUCAGUUAGAGGAUUCAUGUACUCGACGUCAAGACUGAACUUCUUUAACUGCAUAUGAUCUCGGUUUAAAGUGUAGAAACUUUGUACAACAGAUCAUAUAAGAAUCACAUAAAUAAAGGGAAUAUAAAUUAAAGGUGCUUUAGAUAUAAAACUUCGAACAGUGUAUUUCAAAUGCAAUCAAUUGUUCUUUCUAUAAGACUACUUGGAAGAACUUUGGAGCAUUCUUGCACGUCUGGAAACUUCAAAACUUGCUCACUCUCAUGUGUAAAACUAUUCUUCUGUUAACUAUGCUUGUUUUAGAUCAGAUAGUUUUGAAACCAUUCCAUCAACUGUAAAUUACCGAAGAACUGUGGAAGAUGGAAAUACGUAUAAUUAUUUUUUUCUUCGUAGUUAAUAUAUACAGAAUAUUGGGAAAAAACAUUUUAAAACAAAUAUCAACAAUCCAGCGUUCUUUAUUUGGCUUCUUUAUUUUAAAUAAAAUGUUACGUCAGAAAAACAACGUGGAUUGUAAAUGUCAGUCAAAAGGCAAAGAGUGUCUGAGAAGGUAAGAAUAUUAGAAUGAAGUUUAAAAUUAAUUGUUAUGUGGAGUUAGUUUUUCAGUUUCCUGAAAGUAUUCUUUUUGUGAAAUGGAUUGUAAGUAUUAAAAUAAAACUAUGAUUUUGUAUAUUAAAAUUUUCUUUUUAAUAAA
Stegodyphus dumicola is the source of this 1495-nucleotide messenger RNA. RefSeq names its product zwei Ig domain protein zig-8-like. The record is from RefSeq and is a predicted model, not a curated record. Lineage: Eukaryota; Metazoa; Arthropoda; Arachnida; Araneae; Eresidae. Gene Ontology annotation, cellular component: neuron projection membrane. Gene Ontology annotation, biological process: synapse organization.